Messenger RNA from Cryptomeria japonica (Japanese cedar), 1697 nucleotides. RefSeq names its product B3 domain-containing transcription factor FUS3. Gene Ontology annotation, molecular function: DNA binding; DNA-binding transcription factor activity. Lineage: Eukaryota; Viridiplantae; Streptophyta; Pinopsida; Cupressales; Cupressaceae. The record is from RefSeq and is a predicted model, not a curated record. Bases 106 to 1233 code for a protein of 375 amino acids. The transcript is spliced from 7 exons.
GACCUUUCCAAGGUGUAUCCUAGGAAUCUCCCUAGGUAUAAUUUAAUAAUAGGAUUUCCUUAAAUCCUAGGUAUUGAUUUUUUUAAUGCUGCUUAGGUGGCAUUGAUGGCAGAGACAGGAUUGAUCAGUACGACCAUGGAUACGAUUAGCAGUAACACUAGCAACAUGAACAAUAUAGAGUGCCUAUGGCAGACAGCUACACAGCUAGAAAGAAGCCUAUAUUUCGACAAUAAUGAUGGAAUUGGUUUUGAUGAAGCAGAAAAUUCAACCAUAGAAAUAAAAUCUUUUUGCCAACCUAUGCAUGCUUUAAGUCCUUCAAUGGAAAACAUCCAUGACUUCAAUUCUUGUGGGUCUGGAUCAGGGAUGUCGGAAGAACAAUACCCAUCUCAUUUACGAGAGUCAGCUUCUGUUAGUGACAAAGAUAGUGUGGCUGCUAUGAAGGUGAAGGCUGAUGCAUAUGCAAAUGUGAGGGCCGUUCGGAAGAUGAGGAGGAAAAUGGCAAAGUUUAGACGAAUUGGUGCCAGAGGUCUGCUUGAAACUACCCCAAGGCAAGGUUAUGAGACUACAACAUCUCAAAUUUCAACGCCUUGUGUUCCUAACAGUGGUUCUCGUCCAAUUGAAUCCCUCAAGUUGCAGGGAGGUCUUGAUUCUGCUCAUGAUAACCCUGAUUGCGAGGAAAUGGAGUUUAAACACAAGAAUUUAAAACUUCUUCUACAAAAGGAGUUACGAAACAGUGAUAUAAGCCCUCUUGGAAGGAUGGUGCUGCCUAAGAAAGAAGCAGAAGCGAAUCUUCCAAUUCUAACUGCAAAAGAAGGAAUACAAAUAUGUAUGGAGGAGAUACAUUCAUGUCAAACAUGGAACUUCAAGUACAGGUAUUGGCCAAACAACAAGAGUAGAAUGUAUAUCAUGGAAAAUACUAGAGAAUUUGUCAAAGCACAUGGUCUUGAACCAGGAGAUUUUGUCAUGCUCUACAAAGAUGAAAUAAAUGACAAAUAUAUAAUUAUAGCCAAAAAGGCUCGAAGCCAGUUGACAGCAAGCGAUUCAAUUGAUAGAACUAACCUUUGCUUAUCCUCUACAUUGCUUGAGGAUGGGAGCAUGCAUCAAUCAACAAAUGAUAAAGACAACAAGAUUAGAAGACAUGAUCAGGAUUUUAGGGUAGAAUGUUCAAAUCACAAAAGAGAAACUCAUCAAGCUAUUGAAAGAAGCUGGUCAAGUGUCAUGCAGGAAGGUUAAAUAACUUGAAGUUAACUAAAAUUUUCAAAACAAGAAAAACGAGAAGAGAAGUCAUUAAUAUGCAGAUGUGAAUAAUUUCCUCAGAAGAUCAUGGGCCAAGUUAGACCUUGCACUAAGGUGAACAGAUCAAUCUGAUAGGAUGUAUCAAUCCGCAUUGUUAUGUCAAAUUCCUUCAACAAUACAGGAAAAGUACAUUAGCAACAUUAACUCUGUUCAUGGAUGUAUGUGUGCACUAAAUUAUUAACAACUUUAAGGUCCAACUGAAAGUGAAAUUCUGUGGGAUGCUAAUGAAUGAGCUAAUAGGAGGUUUGGCAAGAACAAAGACAGUUUUUUGAGCUUUUUGCAACUACCUUGGGCACGGUAAUGAUUCCCCAUUGAUAGUUCACACUCAAUUACAUGUUGCUAACCAUUGUUCUGUAAAAUAUGUUAAAGGUCAAGAUAUCAAGAUUAUUUAUUUCAUUUUA